Messenger RNA from Acomys russatus (golden spiny mouse), 4354 nucleotides. Its product is annotated as histone-lysine N-methyltransferase SETDB1-like. The transcript has 21 exons. NCBI's taxonomy places the organism in Eukaryota, Metazoa, Chordata, Mammalia, Rodentia, Muridae. The record is from RefSeq and is a predicted model, not a curated record. Bases 16 to 3864 code for a protein of 1282 amino acids. Gene Ontology annotation, molecular function: protein binding; DNA binding; zinc ion binding. Gene Ontology annotation, biological process: heterochromatin organization; negative regulation of gene expression. Gene Ontology annotation, cellular component: nucleus.
GCACAGGGCGGAAGCAUGUCCUCCCUCCCCGGGGGCGUUAGUUUGGAUGCAGCCCGCGCUGCAGCGGAGUCUGAGGACAUCGCCGAGCUGCAGCAGGCGGUGGUUGAGGAGCUGGGGAUCUCCAUGGAGGAGCUGCGCCGGGUCAUCGAUGAGGAGCUGGAGAAGAUGGACUGCAUCCAGCAGCGCAAGCAGCAGCUGGCCGAGCUGGAGUCGUGGGUGCUGCACAAGGAGGCCGAGGUGGCUCAUGUCGAUCGGCUGUUUGAUGACGCGUCCAGGGCAGUGACUAACUGUGAGUCUUUGGUGAGGGACUUCUACUGCACGCUGGGACUACAGUAUCACGACAGCAGCUCGGAGGAUGAAGCUUCACAGCCUACAGAAAUAAUUGAGAUCCCUGACGAAGAUGAUGAUGUCCUCAGUAUUGAUUCAGGUGAUGCUGGCAGCAGAACUCCAAAGGACCAGAAGCUCCGUGAAGCUAUGGCUGCACUAAGAAAAUCAGCCCAAGAUGUCCAGAAGUUCAUGGACGCCGUCAACAAGAAGAGCAGUUCUCAGGAUCUACAUAAAGGUCUGUGUAUAGGAGCCUUGGGUCAGAUGUCUGGAGAGCUGAGCAAAGAUGGAGACCUGGUAGUCAGCAUGCGGAUCCUGGGCAAGAAGAGGACCAAGACGUGGCACAAGGGCACCCUGAUCGCCAUCCAGACUGUCGGGCUAGGAAAGAAAUACAAAGUGAAAUUUGACAACAAAGGAAAGAGUCUGCUGUCUGGGAACCAUAUUGCCUAUGAUUACCACCCUCCCGCUGACGAGCUGUUUGUGGGCAGUCGAGUGGUGGCCAAGUACAAAGACGGCAGUCAGGUCUGGCUCUACGCGGGCAUUGUAGCUGAGACCCCCAACGUCAAGAACAAGCUCCGAUUUCUCAUUUUUUUUGAUGAUGGCUAUGCUUCCUAUGUUACGCAGGCAGAGCUGUACCCCAUUUGCCGGCCACUGAAGAAGACUUGGGAGGACAUAGAGGACAGCUCCUGCCGGGACUUCAUCGAGGAGUACAUCACUGCCUAUCCAAACCGCCCCAUGGUUCUUCUCAAGAGCGGCCAGCUUAUCAAGACUGAGUGGGAGGGCACAUGGUGGAAGUCUCGCGUGGAAGAGGUGGACGGCAGCCUCGUUAGGAUCCUGUUUCUGGAUGACAAAAGAUGUGAGUGGAUCUACCGAGGCUCCACACGCCUGGAGCCUAUGUUCAGCAUGAAGACAUCCUCAGCCUCUGCAAUGGAAAAGAAGCAAGCGGGGCAGCUCAGAACCCGCCCUAAUGUGGGUGCUGUGAGGAGCAAAGGCCCUGUGGUUCAGUACACACAGGAUCUAACAAGCACUGGAACCCAGUUCAAGCCUGUGGAGCCCCCACAGCCUGUAGCCCCACCUGCCCCACCCGCCCCACCCGCUGCACUUCCUCUUUCCCCGCAAGCAGGUGACACCGAAAGCUUAGAAAGCCAGCUUUCUCAGUCUCGGAAGCAAGUGGCCAAAAAGAGCACGUCGUUCCGGCCAGGGUCUGUGGGCUCUGGCCAUUCUUCCCCGGCCUCACCCACACUCAGUGAAACUGCGCCUGCUGGGAAACCUGGGAUCAACCAGACGCACAGAUCACCUUUGGCCUCAGUGACAUCUACCCCAGCCCCCGCAGGGCCUGCGGCUCCUCCAGCCUUCCAUGGCAUGUUAGAGCGGGCACCAGCCGAGCCGUCCUACCGUGCCCCCAUGGAGAAGCUUUUCUACUUACCUCAUGUCUGCAGUUACACUUGUCUGUCGCGGGUCAGACCCAUGAGGAGUGCGCAGUACCGGGGCAAGAACCCUCUGUUAGUCCCGCUCCUGUAUGACUUCCGGAGGAUGACAGCCCGGCGGAGAGUUAACCGCAAGAUGGGGUUCCAUGUUAUCUAUAAGACACCCUGUGGUCUCUGCCUUCGGACAAUGCAGGAGAUAGAACGCUACCUUUUUGAGACUGGCUGUGACUUCCUGUUCCUGGAGAUGUUCUGCUUGGAUCCAUAUGUUCUUGUUGAUAGAAAGUUCCAGCCCUUUAAGCCUUUUUACUACAUUUUGGACAUCACUUACGGCAAGGAAGAUGUUCCCUUGUCCUGUGUUAAUGAGAUUGACACGACUCCCCCACCCCAGGUGGCAUACAGCAAGGAGCGCAUCCCUGGCAAGGGUGUUUUCAUUAACACAGGCCCUGAGUUUCUGGUUGGCUGUGACUGCAAGGAUGGGUGUCGGGAUAAAUCCAAAUGUGCCUGCCAUCAGCUAACUAUCCAGGCCACGGCCUGUACCCCAGGAGGUCAAAUCAACCCUAACUCUGGCUACCAGUACAAAAGACUAGAAGAGUGUCUGCCCACAGGGGUUUAUGAGUGUAACAAACGCUGCAAAUGUGACCCAAACAUGUGCACAAAUCGGUUGGUACAGCAUGGACUGCAGGUUCGACUACAGCUAUUCAAGACACAGAACAAGGGCUGGGGCAUCCGCUGCCUGGAUGACAUUGCCAAAGGCUCUUUUGUCUGUAUUUAUGCAGGCAAAAUCCUAACAGACGACUUUGCAGACAAAGAAGGGCUGGAGAUGGGUGAUGAGUACUUUGCAAACCUGGACCACAUUGAAAGUGUGGAGAACUUCAAGGAAGGAUAUGAGAGUGAUGUUCCCACUACUUCUGACAGCAGCGGGGUGGAUAUGAAGGACCAGGAAGAUGGCAACAGCGGUUCAGAGGACCCUGAAGAAUCCAAUGAUGACAGCUCGGAUGACAACUUCUGCAAAGACGAGGACUUUAGCACCAGCUCAGUGUGGCGGAGCUAUGCCACACGGCGGCAGACCCGGGGUCAGAAGGAGAACGGACUCUCUGAGGUGGCUUCCAAGGACUCCCGCCCCCCGGACCUCGGGCCUCCACACGUCCCUAUCCCGCCCUCAGCAUCUCUCGGGGGCUGCAAUCCACCUUCCUCUGAAGAGACACCCAAGAACAAGGUGGCCUCGUGGCUGAGCUGCAACAGCGUCAGUGAAGGGGCAUUUGCCGACUCUGAUAGCCGCUCCUCCUUCAAGACCAGUGAAGGUGGGGGAGGCCGAGGAGAGGCUCAGGCCUCAGGCCUGAGCUUCAAGGAUGAAGGAGACAGCAAGCAGCCUAAGAAAGAGGACAGUGAUGAUCGAAAAAAGAUGUCAGUGUUUCCUGAAGGCCCUCAGAACCAUGCACACAAGUCUGAAGGGCUUCGCCGGCCAGCUAGCAAAUCCUGCGUGCCCCAAAGCCGGCUACUUGUGGCUUCUACUCAGUCAAACGCUGAUGACAUCCUGACCCUGUCCAGCAGCACAGAAAGUGAGGGGGAAAGCGGAACCAGCCGAAAGCCCACUGCUGGUCAGACUUCAGCCACAGCCAUUGACAGUGAUGACAUCCAGACCAUCUCUUCUGGCUCUGAUGGCGAUGACUUUGAGGACAAGAAGAACUUGUCUGGACCAGCGAAGCGCCAGGUAGCAGUGAAAUCAACUCGAGGCUUUGCUCUUAAAUCAACCCAUGGGAUCGCCAUUAAAUCAACCAACAUGGCGUCUGUGGACAAGGGGGAGAAUGCUCCGGUUCGUAAGAACACACGCCAGUUCUAUGAUGGAGAGGAGUCCUGCUACAUCAUUGAUGCCAAGCUGGAAGGCAACCUAGGCCGCUACCUCAACCACAGUUGCAGCCCCAACCUGUUUGUCCAGAAUGUCUUCGUGGAUACCCAUGACCUUCGAUUCCCUUGGGUGGCCUUCUUUGCCAGCAAGAGAAUCCGGGCUGGAACAGAACUCACUUGGGACUACAACUACGAAGUGGGCAGUGUGGAAGGCAAAGAACUACUGUGCUGCUGUGGGGCCAUUGAAUGUAGAGGACGGCUUCUUUAGAGGAAAACUCUCCUGUAACUUUGGAAAUCCUUGGAUUCCUUCCCCCAGGAACUGGGUCUUCCUGACUCUUGAACUUUGACCCCAAGUCUCUGGUCUGGCUUCUCCCCAACUCCUAGUAGAUAGAAUUGGGGAUUUCUGGAUCAUGACUUUGCCAGUGUGGUGCUAGCAGGCACUAGGGUGGAGACAUGCCCACUCUAGCCUUGGUCUGAGAUCCCUCUCCCCCUUGAUUUAUUUGUGUGCUCAUGACCCCCAUGGGUUGGGUUGUGUAUCUGCCAUCUCUGGUUUGUAUAGUUUCUUGAAAUUCUUGUAACAAGAUAAUAUACUAGAGAUUGUGACUUGUUUUCUCUCCUCAGUCCCUGUCUAGAUGUUCCCAGGAGAACCCAUGUUUUCCUAGUGGGCAGCUAUCAUUAAUUACUCUGAAUCCUCUCUUCUAUUUGCCCUGUGUAAUUUUUAACAAAAAGUGUUACAUAACCCUGAGGACAGCCUAAGA